Molecule: messenger RNA, 1239 nt
Organism: Prinia subflava (tawny-flanked prinia)
Lineage: Eukaryota; Metazoa; Chordata; Aves; Passeriformes; Cisticolidae
Gene: UBE2I
Product: ubiquitin conjugating enzyme E2 I
Exons: 7
Coding region: 166-642 (158 amino acids)
Biological process (GO): protein sumoylation
Cellular component (GO): nucleus
Molecular function (GO): SUMO conjugating enzyme activity
Source: RefSeq, a predicted model, not a curated record
AUCGGGCCGAGGGACAGAAUAGCGGUUUCGCGCUCCGCGCCGAGGCGAGAGGGAGGGAAACUCCGGAGUGGAGACAAAGCAGCGGGAGCGGGAACAUCCGGGUCACUCGCGCGGCCUCGGUCCGGGACACGCGCGGCGGCAAGCAGCUCUUGAGGGAAUCUGAAUAUGUCUGGCAUAGCUCUUAGCAGACUUGCACAGGAGAGAAAAGCCUGGAGAAAAGAUCAUCCAUUUGGAUUUGUAGCAGUACCUACAAAAAAUCCAGAUGGCACAAUGAAUCUAAUGAACUGGGAGUGUGCUAUUCCAGGAAAGAAAGGGACACCAUGGGAAGGAGGCUUAUUUAAACUACGGAUGCUUUUCAAGGAUGACUAUCCUUCUUCACCCCCAAAAUGUAAAUUUGAACCACCGUUAUUCCACCCAAACGUGUAUCCUUCAGGCACCGUGUGUCUCUCCAUCUUAGAGGAGGAUAAGGACUGGCGGCCAGCAAUCACAAUUAAACAGAUAUUGUUAGGAAUACAAGAACUUCUAAAUGAACCAAAUAUUCAAGACCCAGCUCAAGCAGAGGCUUACACAAUUUACUGCCAAAACAGAGUGGAAUAUGAAAAGAGGGUUCGAGCACAAGCCAAGAAGUUUGCACCAUCAUAAGCAUUUAUCAUGCAGCAUCUUUAAAAGGAAGGGAUUGGUUUGGCAAGAACUUGUUUACAAAACUUUUGCAAAACCCAAUGUUGCUAUGUACAAUUAAUAUCCACGUAAGGGGAGGGGGUUGUAUGUGUGCCAUUUUCCAUAUUCGCCAGUUGUAUACAGUUCUAAAUUUGCUGAAUUGCCCCCAGUUUUUUCAUACAGGGUCUCUUCCUUCAGUCUUUUGUAUUUUUGAUUGUUAUGUAAAACUUGCUUUUAUUUUAAUAUUGAUGUCAGUAUUUCAACUGCUGUAAAAUUAUAAACUUUUAUACUUCUAUAAAUUCACUAGUAUCUCUAGUUACUUUGCUAUCUGAUGCAGGCAUGCUUUAAAAUGUUAGAACUAUAUUUAGCCUCUAGCUGGCUGUAUGAAAAAAAAUCAUGCCCUCCACCCCCUUCCCUCCCUGAAUUUGUUUUUUCUAUCUUUCAGAAACUAGGUUGUUAUUGCUUAAGAGCCUCUGAGAUCCAAAGUUAGCCAGCAUCCUUAUUCUGCAUCACUUUCUUUGUGUUUAUAUGGCAUUCUGUCUGUGUUGCUGUUUAGAGUAAAUAAACUGUUUAUAUAAAGGG